UUUAUAGAUUUGCACGACUUUACAACUGCCUGAAGUUGACCAAACGAUAGAACCAGAACUGUAGAAUAUCCGCAAUGUCGUCUGCAAAAUCGGAGUGGAAGAAGACUUGGCAGGGAGCUCUGAGCGCGCGAUCCUGGCAGAGGUUCGAGUUGGAGGGUCAGAAUUUUCUCCUGAAGACACAUGUGGACCACAGGGAGGGGUACGAGUUUCUCCUGACCGAUCUCACCUCUAUGUGGUACGAGAAAAUGGACAUAGAUCAGGUCAAGAAGCGAUGCAAGACCCUGAACCCACGUUUUGAAGCCCCCCUCCCCACCAUCCUGAGACUUCUGCAAGACAACACCGAGACCAAGAAGGAUUCCACGGACUAUACCAUUCAGCACAAGGGGGAGGGGAUGGUCUUGGUACUGGAGACCAAAGUUGGUGGGAUCCGCUUCACGUGGGAGUUCCACUGUCAGCAAGCGCAGAAGGAGAUGCUGCGAGACCAGCUGCUGGAACCCCUGAUGACCAUGGUAGGUGAGCUGGGCAGGCGGGAGCACAGACUGGGGCAGCUGCUCAAGGCUAAGGACAGGGAAAUCGAGGACUACAAGAUGGGCGGGGCCACCGUCUCCAGAAAAAAUCUACAGACAGAACGGUUUGAUCCAACAACAUUCCGCAAAGAGCAGCUGGUUUGUAAGGAAUUUGAUGAGCAGGUGGGGCAGGGUUGGCAGGAAGCCUUCAGCAGGGAGAACCAGGAGCUGUACAGGGAAGUGAUGCUGACCCAGGCAUGGUUCAACAGGGAGGAGGAGGAGGACGAGGAAGUGUCGGAUGAGGACUCAAGUCUUCUUGGCGGUAUGACUUCCCAUCAUGCAGCAGGAGCCACCAAGGGGUCACCAUCCCGUGUCGAUGAGCAGAGGUCACCGAGUGUGUCGCCUAGGAAACGACCUGCGGGGUCACCGCUGAAGGCAGGGGGGGCAGUUUCAACACCUGAAAAAUCACAGAAGGAUGUAGAACUGAUGAGACGAGAGGCCCUACAGAAAAGACUACAGGAGGAGGCACAGAGGAAACAGGCCAAGAAGAAAAAGAAAGGAGCUCUUUUCUAGGUAGCAAAAUUAUUACAAUAAUUGUUUUUGAAAAAACACACAAGUUCGGUUCUACCUAUUCUCGUUCUAUGCACUUCACAUGUAAUUGUUGAUUUAAGAAACUUGAAAAUGAACUCCUUAAGACACACUUUGAAAGAUUAACAGAUUUAAGAUAUAUUUGUGAAAAAUUCAAUUCAGCGAUGCUUAGUAGUACAGACUCCAUCAAACUCCCCAGAAGAACUCUCAAUUUAAAAGAAAUACUGUUCAGAAAUGGCUGGACAGGUUCUUCUUUGGAAACCAGAUGAGAGUCAAAGGCAUGGUUGUCCUUCUAAGACACCUGAGAGGAUAACUGAAGAAGAUGCAGGACUUCAGGAUGAUGAACUCCGCUCUGUCACGAUGGACAGGAACUUCUGGAGAUCGUGUUGUCACCUCUCUGAGGCUGAAAUGAACUGAACUGUCUGGGCUCUGAUGACCUAACAGUGCAUGCAGUUGUGGUAUGAUAUCAACUGAUUAAAAUAUCAUUGGUAGUUGAAAUACUGCACAAAAGAUGCCUGAUAAGUAAUGAAGUAAGAAAUUUAGAGUGAUAUGAUUAGAUUGCACAUCAUUAGAAACCCAAUGACAUUCUUAUAAAUGUUAUGCCUUCAUGAAAAUAAAACAAGGAAAUCAACCAAGGUCGCAAGCAUGGAAAUCUGUUUCCAUAAGGAUAGUUAACAUUUUCACCAUAAUUAGAAUGAGAGGCUCCAAAGGAAUUAGUAUGUCAACCAAAGUGUUGCCACUGGCACAUCUUGUUUAGCAUCUUGUUUAGCAUGGCUGCUGAUGAAAGAAAGCUUCAUAAGUUCUACCAUCAUCACAAAUGAAUAUCUUUUGCCUUGCAGCAUACACUCUUUCAAACUCCUUAUAAGCCAUUCAUUUUCAACAUACUGUUCUUUGGUACUUGCUUUUCUUCCUUUAAAAACAUUAUAGAGUGCAAGCAGCAAGCAAUGUCGCUCACUCACUCACGCGCACACACACACUAUCUUGUUUGUUGUCUGAUCAUUCCCAGUCAAACGAGGGUCAGACAAGAUUGCCCAUUCCAAGAAUAGAAUAGAAUUUGAGUACAAGAAUUAAAUGGUUUGGGAAUGUAUUCUGCCUUGUUGAAGACAUCAUUUGCCACAUUAAUGGUAUUUCUGUUUUCAAUUUCAAGUGACACAUGCACAUUGAUAGGCUAUUUUAUAUGCAUAGACUUUGACACCUUCUUCUUACGAUGAUUACUUAUGAGUAAAAACUGGAACAGUUGUGCUAUGUAAUUAUCAGAGGGCCAGAGUGUCCCCAGAAUACCCCUAGAUAACUGAUGUCUCCAAUUAGUGGUCUGACCAAAAAUUAGUUUUUCCAUUUCAUAGAUUAAAUGGAAUAGAUUUAUUUCAGCAAUAAAGAAUUUAUGUGUCGAUGUAA
Molecule: messenger RNA, 2489 nt
Organism: Branchiostoma floridae (Florida lancelet)
Lineage: Eukaryota; Metazoa; Chordata; Leptocardii; Amphioxiformes; Branchiostomatidae
Product: non-homologous end-joining factor 1-like
Exons: 7
Coding region: 75-1079 (334 amino acids)
Biological process (GO): double-strand break repair via nonhomologous end joining
Cellular component (GO): nucleus; DNA ligase IV complex
Molecular function (GO): DNA end binding
Source: RefSeq, a predicted model, not a curated record